Messenger RNA from Schizosaccharomyces osmophilus, 468 nucleotides. It is a transcript of the gene mrpl23, whose product is annotated as mitochondrial ribosomal protein subunit L13. NCBI's taxonomy places the organism in Eukaryota, Fungi, Ascomycota, Schizosaccharomycetes, Schizosaccharomycetales, Schizosaccharomycetaceae. Gene Ontology annotation, molecular function: structural constituent of ribosome; mRNA binding. The transcript is spliced from 2 exons. Gene Ontology annotation, cellular component: ribosome; mitochondrial large ribosomal subunit. Bases 1 to 468 code for a protein of 155 amino acids. The record is from RefSeq and is a predicted model, not a curated record. Gene Ontology annotation, biological process: translation; negative regulation of translation.
AUGUCUACACUUAAUGGACAGACGGCAUUGGCCUAUGCAAAGGUUUGGCAUCAUGUUUCCGCAAAGGGGAUUCCAUUAGGACGUCUCGCGUCGAAUAUUGCUAUAACAUUAAUGGGCAAGCACAAGCCUAUUUAUCAUCCUGCUGCAGAUUGUGGAGACGUUGUCGUAGUUACAGACUGCGAAAAUGUUCGAAUUUCUGGCCGAAAACUUGAACAGCAUAAAUAUUACUCCCAUUCAGGACGACCUGGUAACUUAAAGGAAUGGACGAUGGAGGAAAUGGUAAAAAAGAAAGGUUACAGAGAACUUUUGAGAAGAGCCGUAGGAGGAAUGCUUCCAAAGAAUCGUCUGUGGGACAUGCGCAUGAAUCGACUACAUAUAUAUGAUGGUCCUGCGCAUCCUUAUAAAGCAAAUAUUUUCCGGAGACACAAUAGCCCUAUACUUUCCGAAAUAGAAAAGUUAAAGGAAUAA